AGACCAAAAUGUUAGACGCCGGAAACAUCGAAGAACAUCUGGAGAUUUUUUAAAGACAAAAAAUGAAUAAUUAAUUAAUUCAACCAUUCAACGUCAAAAAUAGUACACUAAUCUUCGCAAUAGAAAAUUCGAAAACGGGACUCCCCAUUUUCAGCAGAAUUUAGAAAUGUAUAAAUGAAGCCCAAAGCAGAGAAGAAAAUUCAUCAGCUCAAUUCAAAGCAUAUUGUUUAAUUCAAUCACCAAAAAUUCCGCAGUUUAAUUUUGUUGAAAAGAAAGAAAAAAAUUCCGAAAAUGAAGGCGUGGUCUUACAAACAGUACGGCGGCCCGGAGGUGUUGAAGCUCGAGUCCGACGUGGCAGUGCCGGAGCUCAACGACGAUCAGGUCCUAAUUAAGGUUGUCGCGGCGGCGCUCAACCCCGUCGAUUACAAGAGGCGCGGCGGCGCUUUCGGCCCCUACGAUUCGCCUCUUCCCAUUAUUCCUGGAUUCGAUGCCGCCGGAGUUGUGGUGAAAGUUGGGAGCAAAGUGAAGAGUUUCAAGGAAGGAGACGAAGUUUAUGGAGACAUCAACGAUCCAUAUGCAGGGAUGAAGCAGUUGGGGACUCUAGCAGAGUUCACCAUUACUGAGGAGAGGUUAUUGGCUCUCAAGCCCAAGAACCUGAGCUUCGUGGAGGCUGCUUCUCUCCCUCUCGCCAUCGAGACGGCCUACGGCGGUCUCGAGAGCGUCAAAUUUUCGGAGGGAAAAUCGAUUCUCGUCAUCGGAGGAGCUGGUGGUGUCGGAUCCCUCGUCAUUCAGAUUGCAAAGCAAGUGUUUGGUGCUUCAAAGGUUGCUGCAACUGCCAGCACUGCAAAAUUGGAUCUUUUGAAGAGUUUGGGCGCAGAUUUGGCUAUUGAUUACACCAAACAGAACUUCGAGGAUUUGCCCGACAAAUACGACGUCGUUUAUGACACUAUUGGGCAAGUGGAUAAGGCCGUGAAGGUUCUAAAGGAAGGAGGCUCGGCCGUAGUCGUAGCAGUCGGAAUUCCCGUCGCGCCGCCGGCAUUCGCAUAUUCACUAAAUGCUAGUGGAGAAUAUUUGACAAAAUUGAAUCCAUAUUUGGAAAGCGGGAAGGUGAAGGCCGUGCUCGAUCCCAAAGGACCUUUCCCCUUCGAGAAGGUCGAGGAUGCUUUUGCACAUAUUGAGACAAACCAUGCUACCGGAAAGGUGGUCGUGCACCCCAUUCCUUAAGAAGCAUUGUUGCUUUGCUCCUAUCGGAUUGUCUACUUCACUUAUUAUGCCUUGUUUUCGAGUUCAAUAAAAAGGUUUAUGUUGUUUUGAUUGUAAUAAAUUAAUUGGAAUAUUGCGGUACUAGAAAUAAUAGUUUUCCUUUUCUCGAGUA
Messenger RNA from Salvia miltiorrhiza (redroot sage), 1375 nucleotides. RefSeq names its product 2-methylene-furan-3-one reductase-like. Gene Ontology annotation, molecular function: oxidoreductase activity, acting on the CH-CH group of donors, NAD or NADP as acceptor; zinc ion binding. The record is from RefSeq and is a predicted model, not a curated record. Bases 292 to 1224 code for a protein of 310 amino acids. Lineage: Eukaryota; Viridiplantae; Streptophyta; Magnoliopsida; Lamiales; Lamiaceae. The transcript has 4 exons.